This is a messenger RNA of Diaporthe citri, 1503 nucleotides long. RefSeq lists its product as uncharacterized. Bases 1 to 1503 code for a protein of 500 amino acids. Gene Ontology annotation, cellular component: cytoplasm. The transcript has 2 exons. Gene Ontology annotation, molecular function: hydrolase activity, acting on carbon-nitrogen (but not peptide) bonds. NCBI's taxonomy places the organism in Eukaryota, Fungi, Ascomycota, Sordariomycetes, Diaporthales, Diaporthaceae. The record is from RefSeq and is a predicted model, not a curated record.
AUGUCUCUUCCUCAAGAAUUUGACCUCGUUAUUACGAACGGUGUAUGCGUCACUGCCGCCGAUGUAGCGCCAUUGGAUAUUGGAAUCAAAGGCGGAAAGACUGUCCUCCUUGCCCCUUCAGGCUCGCUCGCUAAAGCCAAUGCGUCGAAGCUCAUCGAUGCCGAGGGUGGAUAUGUCAUGCCCGGGAGCGUCGACUGCCACGUCCAUCUCCAAGAGCCGAGCAUGUUCGGGAAGGGCAGCUCAGCGGACUCCUACGAGUCUGGAUCGCGGUCAGCCAUUGCCGGAGGGUGCACCACCCUCGUUUCGUUCGCUCCUCUACAGAAGGAAGCUGAGUCGCCGUUGGAGGCUAUAAACGCCACGCACGGCCUGGCCACAGGAAAUUGCUACUGCGACUACGGCUUCCACCUUUUGAUGGGAAAUGCAGGCCCCAAGGCUCUAGAGGAGAUGAAGCUGUUGCGACAACAUGGAGUCACCUCGGUCAAGAUCUAUAUGACAUACCAGGCUCUUCAGCUCCGAGAUGGGGAGAUCUUGUCCGUGCUACUGGCAGCGAGGGAAAACAAGAUCCUCACCAUGAUCCACGCGGAAAAUGGGGACGUCCUAGACUGGCUCACGGACAAACUGGAGGCCGCGAAGCUGUUCGCACCGAGGUACCACUCCAACUCUCGCCCGCCGAUCCUAGAGUCGGAAGCCACCAACCGCGCCAUCGCGCUGGCGGGCCUCAUCGCCCAGACCCCGAUCCUGCUCGUUCACGUCAGCGACCCAGCGGCAGCGCUCCGGAUCCGCGAGGCUCAGACCCACGGCCAGCCCGUCUUCGCGGAGACGUGCCCGCAGUACCUCUUUCUCACGCGCGACGACCUGGCCAAGCCCGGCUUCGAAGGCGCAAAGUGCGUCUGCUCGCCUCCCCCGCGCAGUGCCGAGGACCAGAACGCGAUCUGGACGGGCCUGCGCAACGGCACCUUCUCCAUCCUCAGCUCUGACCACUGUCCCUUCCGGUAUGAUGACGCGCAGACGGGGAAGAAGACGUGCGUGACGGAUGAGCACCCCGUGGGGAGGUUCAAGUACAUCCCCAACGGCCUUCCUGGGAUCGAGACGAGAAUGCCGCUGGCGUUUUCUGCCAACAGGAUUGAGUUGACAAAGUUCGUGGAGGUCACGUCUACCAAUGCGGCCAAGAUGUACGGGCUGUACCCGCAGAAGGGCUCGAUCAUCCCUGGUGUGUCGGAUGCGGAUCUGGUGAUAUGGUAUCCGGAUGCAAAGCGACCCAACAUCACGCUGAAGAACGAAAUGUUACACCACGAUGUGGACUACUCCCCAUAUGAGGGGAGAGUAGUUGCCAACUGGCCGAGAUACACGAUCCUGCGCGGUGAAGUUGUCUGGGACCGGGACCACGGUGGCAUAUUGGGGAACAAGGGAUACGGACAGUUCAUCAAGCGCGAGGCUAGUUCGCUGAGCGGUGUGUGGGAGGCGGUGGAUCAGCAUGGUCCGUUCAACCUCGAGGCAUUGUGA